This is a messenger RNA of Nicotiana tabacum (common tobacco), 978 nucleotides long. Lineage: Eukaryota; Viridiplantae; Streptophyta; Magnoliopsida; Solanales; Solanaceae. The record is from RefSeq and is a predicted model, not a curated record.
AUGGCAAAUGAGGACCAAGCUAAUGCUAAUGGAACGGGUGCUACUGUUACGAGUGUUGCUGCCUCGUCGAGCCGUUCAACUCCUACUCAUGCUAUGGCACCAGCAGAAAAACCCGGAAAGUUUUCCGGUAUUGACUUCAAACGUUGGCAAAUGAAGAUGUUCUUCUAUCUUACUACGUUGAGUUUGCAGCGAUUCAUCAAGGAGGAUCCUCCGGUCGUGGCUGAAGCGUUAUGGAAUGCGCUUGAGAAGAAGUACAAGACUGAGGAUGUUGGACUUAAGAAGUUCGUGGCUGCAAGGUUUUUGGAUUUCAAGAUGGUUGACACUAGGUCGGUCAUAACUCAAGUCCAAGAAUUACAAGUCAUUGUGCAUGACCUCCUUGCUGAAGGUAUGGUCAUAAAUGAGGCCUUUCAAGUCGCCUCUUUCAUUGAGAAGUUACCUCCGUUGUGGAAGGACUUUAAGAACUAUCUAAAACGCAAGUGUAAGGAAAUGACACUUGAAGAUUUGAUUGAUAAAGAAGACAACAAAAAUGCUGAAAAGAAGUCACGUGGCAACUCGACAAUAAUAAGGGCUAACAUUGUUGAGGAGGCGCCACAAAAUAAGAAGAGAAAGAAGACUUCUGGACCAAACAAUUACCCAAGCAAGAAAAAGUUCAAGGGUAAUUGCCACAACUGUGGAAAGUCUGGGCAUAAGGCCGUGGUCUGUCGUGCACCAAAGACUGAUGUACAAAAGAAGAAGAAUAAGAAGAAUCAAGCUAACAUGGUUGAAAAUGUUGAAGAAAUGGAGGACUUGUGUGACAUGUUGUCUGAAUGCAACUUGGUAGGAAAUCCUAAAGAAUGGUGGAUUGAUUCUGGAGUCACGCCCAUGUUUGUGCUAACAAGGAGUUAUUUUCUUCUUAUGCCCCCGCAGGACCCGACGAGUCAAUUUUCAUGGGAAAUUUGUCUACAGCCAAAAUUGAAAGAGUUGGCAAGAUUGCGUUGA